AGUGGCUGACUCUCCGUCUGCAUAGUGGAAGCAGGAAUAGCUCUGAACAUGAGGUCCGUGCUGCUGUUAGCCUGUUUACUGGGGCUUAGCCUGGCAGCCAGCCUGGAGAGGAAGCCCCACCACUGCAAAAGCCCAGGUCUGCUGACUGGAGGGUUCACUUUUUCCACGCAGAAUGAAAAGGCCUGGUUCUACGCUGGAUACGAAUAUGAUGCCUGGCAACAGCGCAUCCGCCUGUAUGAGACCGGAACAUACAACAACCAGUCCUUCACCUAUGAUGUCCUCCUGCUCUACGGCGAGGGAGUGAUGUACCAGAUUGACACCAAGGCCUCCAAAUGCACCAAGCAGCCCCUGCAGGCAGACUUCAUGCCCCUGGGAGUGCCCCCCAAUGCCAGCCUGUUGGGACAGUAUGUGAUUGGGAGCUCCUCUGGACCUGGGGAGGGACUGCUGGUUGACACCUGGCAGGGGAAGGCACCAGAUGGAGCUCAAUAUAUGGUGACGGUGACCGAGUUUGGAUGCAUUCCUGUCAGCACUCUGUACCAGACCAAAGAGUACGGCUGGAUAGUCGUGAGCUAUAUCAACACCAUUAAAGGCAUUCUGGACCCCAGCUCACUCAGUCCUCCUUCAUUCUGCCCUGGUCUGGAUGCCAAACCAGAAGGAACACCCGUAGAUUUCUUCACUGUUGUCAGCAACCUGAAGAAAAUUGCAGUUUAACUCAAGUCUCCAUGCUUGUUUUGUGAAUAUGUUGUAAGGGCAUUUUUACCAUACCUGACCAAAAGACUCUUUUGUCAAUGAUAAUUAUACAAAUGUAUAUUUUUGGAUAAAUGUGAUCAUGAAAUGUUUGGAAAUGUUUUUUUUUUUGUUUUUUUUGCCUGUCAAACAUGACAAUAUUUUAUAUUGCCCAUGCUUAAUAAAUAUUUAGGCUUAUUUUUUUAUUAUAUUUUUUUUACUUUUGCAUAGAGUACACACAAUUGCGUAUAUCAUUUAAGAGACCACUUCCAAGAGGCAUAAACUUUUUUUUUUUGAAGUAACAACAUACUAAUUUUUUUACUCAACCAACUUAAAAAAAUGCACUGGUUUAGUUGCUACAGGUGAUCAUAGCAUCAUAGCACAGUGAGUAUAGCAUAUUAAAAAGUAUUGUCAAUUCUAUGACCUAAAACAGUGGUUGUCAAACUUUCACAUCAAGUACCACCCAGGAAAAUAGCGAGUACCACCAUCUUUAAAACUGUAAAACUGUGUAAAAUUCGACUAAACCAUGGGUGAAGUACAUUUGGUGGCCCAUUUUACCUGAUGGCUCAAUUUACUUGACUGCAUCCCAUUUGAAAAAGUAAAUUUAAAAAAGUCACCAUGACGACUUUGCAUAAGGGAAUUAUAAUGCGACUGCUAUUUGAUAAAUUAAGCUUUAUUAGGUUUUUGCUUUUAUUUCUCAUCUCGAUUCUAUGAAGAACCCCUGGAAGUGUGACAUCACACCGCAAAGCAUUGUGGGUUUUGUUGUUUGUUGAUAGCUUGCUGCUAACAUUAACCAUGGCAUGCAGCGCGUAAGCUCUAAGGUUUUAGAACCCAAUAGUGGGUCUUUUCUUUGUUUUUGCAUACGUCGCUCCUGUGUGACCAAAAGGCGACGCAUGGCUGAGUAGGAGUUAUAGGCCGUGUCCCAAUUCGCCAAACUGGCCUUAGAAUCACCAUUGGAAUUGUGCGUCGAAGGGCAGUUACGUAAUUUCCGGCGUGACAAGGGCUGUCCCAUUUCAACGCACCCUACUGAAUGUGGCCGACAAACCUGCCCUUCCCUUCCCAACAUUUCCAUGGAGAUCGGACGUAACCAAAGCGUGCAUCCGUGCACACUUCACGCACUUCUAUAUCCCAUCAUGCACCGCGACUACGGAAAAUAGAGAAGAAAAUGGAGUCCACUGCGCAAUACACGUUCAAAUGUUCAUACUGGUUUACCUCACCUACAACAGUGCGACAUGAAACUGUUAAAUCUGAAUAAAGAUAUGUACAGUGGGUUUGAUGAUUAAAAAGGAGGGGAGUUACAUGGAAUAAAGGAAUGUGCAGU
Periophthalmus magnuspinnatus is the source of this 2047-nucleotide messenger RNA. RefSeq names its product ependymin-like. Gene Ontology annotation, biological process: cell-matrix adhesion. The transcript has 6 exons. Gene Ontology annotation, molecular function: calcium ion binding. NCBI's taxonomy places the organism in Eukaryota, Metazoa, Chordata, Actinopteri, Gobiiformes, Gobiidae. Gene Ontology annotation, cellular component: lysosome; extracellular region. The record is from RefSeq and is a predicted model, not a curated record. The coding region runs from base 49 to 711 and encodes 220 amino acids.